UGCUGGACUACAAUGCAGCAAGCGUCUUGAUGACCCUGUUCUGUUUAAUGUUUAUAAACGUUUCAUUAUAAUAAUACGCACUGAAUUAUAUAAUUUACGUUAAAUAUUUAAUUCUUUUUAAGUAUAAGAUUAAAAUUUUACCUUUGAUAAACUGUCAAUCAGGUACAUCGGUUGAAACAAUUUAAAUAGAAAAGUACAAAUAAUAAGCGCUACCUGACCAUGAUGACGUGGGCGUCUGCAGAAGUUGUCUGCAAUUUUCUGAGUUUUACAGUAGUGGCACUAUGUAUUAUCAUGAAAGUGCCGCAGAUUUGGGGAUCGUUCAGAUCUGGAAACACAAAUGGAAUAAGCCUUCCCAGUGUUAUGCUGGAACAAACAGGGUACUCCAUAAUGCUGUCCUACAGUUUUGCCAUGGAGUAUGCUGUAAUGAACUACUUGGAGACAGGAUUCCUUCUUGUUCAAAAUUGGUUUAUGUUGGGCUUGAUAGUGUAUACAAGAAACCUGCUGUCACCUAAAGUGCUGCUGCUUUUGGCCAUAUAUAUGGUGGUGUUUUCCUCGAUUGCUUACAAAGCAUUACCUGAUCUUGUUCUAAAAUCUGCCAUUAGUUUAUGCACGCCUUUGGGAGUGUCCAGUAAGCUGACACAGAUAGUGGCUCUGUACAGAAGCAAGCAUCCAGGCAGACUGAGCGCUCUAACCUGGGGCAUAGCGGGAUAUGGAUGCUAUGUUCGAAUUCUUACCAAUGUAGUGUUCACUGGAGACCUCUUCAUAAUUCUCAACUUUACCAGCAGUGCAGUGCUCAACACAACCAUGGUGGCCAUGAUCCUCUACUAUACACAACAAGUGAAAUCCAAACUCUACUGAAGGCAGUGAAAGGAGUUUUACUUUACUUAUGUACAUUUUUCCAAAUCGGGUAUUUGUUGGAUAUUACUGUCUAUUUUAUAUUGUAUUUUAUCACAUGCUAUACCCUGUUUUCAAUGUAAUACAACCAUUACAUAUUAUUUUUUUUACACAUGUGUAAUACAACAUUUUUAAGCGUU
Messenger RNA from Dreissena polymorpha, 1034 nucleotides. Its product is annotated as solute carrier family 66 member 3-like. The transcript has 6 exons. The coding region runs from base 220 to 858 and encodes 212 amino acids. The record is from RefSeq and is a predicted model, not a curated record. NCBI's taxonomy places the organism in Eukaryota, Metazoa, Mollusca, Bivalvia, Myida, Dreissenidae.